UGACUUUCUGUGUGGCAUGUGUGGGAAAUCUGAAAUUAAUUUUUGCUAUUUUCGUAUUUCUUUGGUAAAAAAACACAACACUUUGUUACUAAAGCAAGUGAAGAAUAAUGACCACGACUGGAUCAUUGUCCAGGGGUUGUUUUGUGUUCAAGGGAAAGAAAAAGAAAGCUGAUGCAGCUGAUUACUUUGCUGAUGAUGAUGACAGCCAUGCCUCCUUGCGCUGUGACUUGUAUCAGGAUCAUUGGGAGCAGGUCAAUGCUGAUAUCCAGAUUUUGCAAUCAAGCAUGAAUUCAAAAAUUUUUGAGGAUCUCCUCCAGUUCAUCAAGACAGCUCAUGCAAACUUCAGCUUAGGGGAUGCCAACCAUUCCAGUUCUCGUAUGAAUGAGAUACCAACAGCUGGCCUAAUCACUGGCGUCAACACACCAGACCACAGUGUCAUGUUCACAAAUCUGCUUGACCUAUUGAUGGAUCAAGUCACGCCACAUCUUGCUGUUCUGAAGUCAAAGGAUUGUGCCAACACCAAACAGAUCAUGACAAAGAUUACUGGACAGCUCAUGGGAAAGACAGACCUUCUUGAUAUUGGAAGUGAUAAUGAAGAUGGUGGCAAUGUCAAUGUUAAAAAAAUCAGCUGCACAAUGCCUGUCCUGAGUGCUUGGUAUAACCACUUGAAUAAGAGGAAGAGGAGUCAUUCUCCCAAGAAACGUAAAUCAACAGAUGGCAAAGUCUUAGGCAUGCCAGAUCAUCCUCCUGUUGUUAUAGUUCUGGAAGACCUGGAAAGCUUCAACCCACAUGUCCUGCAGGAUUUCAUUUCUACAUGCAGCAACUACCUCGACCAGCUUCCUCUAGUGUUGGUAUUUGGUAUCGCCACAGCAGUGACUGCUGUCCAUCGUCUUCUGCCACAUCAAGUGUCGUCGUUGCUCUGUCUUGAAAAGUUCCACGGACCACCAUCCACAAAGUAUCUGACUCAGGUGGUCAAGGAAGUGGUGAUGACCCCAAAAUACCCAUUCAAGUUAGGAAGCAAAGUGUUUCAACUUCUCCUCGAUAUCUUCCUCUACCAUGAUUUCUCUGUCAUGAACUAUGUGGGCUCGCUCCAAUUUUGUAUCAUGGAUCACUUUCAUGGACGCCAUCUGAGCAGUCUGUGUUGUUCUGUUGAGGAUCUCAUCAAACACACCAAGAAACUUACUGGAGAAAAAGUGGAGAAAAUACGGCAGACGCCAUCGUUCAUGCGUUAUGUUGAAUGCCAGCCACCUGCCGAGCAGAUCCGUCUGCUUGAAGAUGACAACCAUCUGAAGAAGCUUUUACCAACAUUCAUGCACAACCUUGAAACCUAUCAUUCCUACUUCUUCCCAGUGUUGGAGUGCCUCAACAUUCUCACAGCUGGACUUCCAAAGCAUCCGCUAGGAAAGCAGACCCGUGAAUUGUAUCACAUGUGCCUCCAGAGCCAGAUUGUUGACAGGGAGGAGUACAAAGAGGCAAUGGGUCUACUCCGAGCCAUGUCAAGGGAUGAGCUGCUAGACCUGGUACAGCAAUGCACUGAGAAGCUUCUACAGGUGGUUGACCUGCCGGAGGAACUGCAGGAAGCUGUGGAGAAGAUGCUAGAAUUGGCCUCAAAAUUUGAUAACAUUGAAGAGCUUGCCAACAUGGCUAACCCGGAAGAGGAUGAUGCAGAGCCAGAGCCACUUACAGCAUUGCCAAAGAAGAAGAUGAGCAUGAAAGACCUCCAACAGAAACUCCAAGAGAUCAAACAGAAAAAGAAGAAACUGACUGUCUACGAGGCGGUGAGGAAUGAGGCGAUUGACUACUUUGAGUUAUUAUUUAGGCAGUAUCUCCGGUGCUACAAACAGUUCCCUCUCCAUGAAGCUGUUUAUUACGAUGCGGCCAAUGAAGUGAAGAAACACAUGAAUGCAUCCCCAAGGGCUGCCAUCCAUACAGCUCUCAGUAAUCCAUACUUCUACUUACAGAAUGAUGUCCUCAAACAAGACACGUCCUCAGUCACACCUGAUCUCCCUGACAUCUGCAUUGUUUACAAGUUACACUUGGAGUGUGGCAGGCUUAUCAACCUCUAUGAUUGGUUACAGGCAUUUAUAAUGAUUGUCACAGCAACAGAGGAGAAAGCAUCAUCCCGGAAGCCAGAUAAAACACUGCAAGCACGAUUUAUCCGAGCUGUAUCUGAACUUCAGUUUCUAGGAUUUAUUAAACCAACAAAACGUAAGACGGAUCAUGUGGCCAGGUUGACUUGGGGUGGAUAUUGACGCAGCCAAAGUGAGCUGAAUUCUCAGGAUAUGGAUAAUCAAUUAGCAUUUACUAUUGGACUUGGAGGAUCAGUAAUGGUGGAGUGUUCUAUAAUUGUGAAAGCAUAAUGAAUCAGCGGUCAGAAGUUUAAGACCAACACUGCAUUUGGGUUGCUCUCAUAGGGCUGAUUGCCUGCAGUACUAACAAACCCAAAAUCCUGAAAUCUUCCUAAAGCCUGAAGGUUCUGUCAGCGUACGUUGUGGUAUGAAUUUUCUCAAUAUGAAUGUCCAAGGACCUCUUCAUUUCCA
This is a messenger RNA of Lineus longissimus, 2540 nucleotides long. Its product is annotated as origin recognition complex subunit 3-like. The record is from RefSeq and is a predicted model, not a curated record. Bases 108 to 2252 code for a protein of 714 amino acids. NCBI's taxonomy places the organism in Eukaryota, Metazoa, Nemertea, Pilidiophora, Heteronemertea, Lineidae. Gene Ontology annotation, biological process: DNA replication initiation; DNA replication. Gene Ontology annotation, cellular component: DNA replication preinitiation complex; nuclear pre-replicative complex; nuclear origin of replication recognition complex. The transcript has 18 exons. Gene Ontology annotation, molecular function: DNA replication origin binding.